Eurypyga helias (sunbittern) is the source of this 7537-nucleotide messenger RNA. It is a transcript of the gene BAZ2B, whose product is annotated as bromodomain adjacent to zinc finger domain, 2B. Lineage: Eukaryota; Metazoa; Chordata; Aves; Eurypygiformes; Eurypygidae. The transcript has 33 exons. Gene Ontology annotation, molecular function: DNA binding; protein binding. Bases 1 to 6225 code for a protein of 2074 amino acids. The record is from RefSeq and is a predicted model, not a curated record.
AUGGAGUCUGGGGAGCGGUUAACGUCAUCAUCCGUUUCCUCUACGGCAGCUACUGCAACUCCAGCAUCUUCUGCGCCGUCUGUAGCUUCAGCCGUAUUGAAAGAUGGCCUUUCCACUGGAGCCGCGUCACUGAGUUCCACAAUCAACACGAGCGAAUGGUGGCGAGCAGCUGACGCGCACUCUCGUCCCGGGGCAGCUUUCUUCCCACCGCUCUUGGGAGUUCCAGCGCUGUUUGCACCCCCUGCCCAGAAUCAUGAUUCGGCUUCAUUCCACUCCAGAGCUACAGGAAAAAGCAGUUGGAGCAGCACAGAAAAAGGUAUCAACGGAUCACUGAAUGGGAACAGCACCACUGCCGUGUCCGGUAUCGGCACAUCUGUACUGUCCACUACCAUUGCAACAUCUGCAGGACAAGUGAAAGCUAUUACCUCAGGAGCAGGAGGCCGCAAGUACAACCAGGAGCAAAGCAAAGUGCAGCUUUUGGACACCAGAGCUGACAAAAUCAAAGAUAAGAAGCCCAGAAGAAAAGCAGUGGAAAGCUCUAGUAACAGUGACAGUGAUUCGGGAUCCUCCUCAGACACCUCCAGUGAAGGCAUUAGCAGCAGUGACUCUGAUGAUCUGGAGGAGGAUGAAGAGGAGGAGGAGGAGGACCAGAGUGCUGAGGAGAGCGAAGAUGACGAAUCUGAUUCUGAAACCGAAACGCAUCACAAAAACAAGAACAAGGUGCUAAUGCAUAGUGGUGCAACUGAUACGAAAACUGAUGGACAAAACCCCCAUGAAAAGUCCCAAGAAACAAGAACACACCAGCAGAUACCUCUUGUGUCUGAUCCACAGACUCACUCAUCAUUCCAGUCCCAGCAGAAGCAGCCUCAGGUUUUGUCACAGCAGCUUCCGUUUAUUUUCCAAAGCUCUCAGGCAAAGGAGGAAUCUGUGAACAAACACACAAGCGUAAUACAGUCGACGGGGUUGGUUCCCAAUGUGAAACCUGUGUCUUUGGUACAUCAAGCCAAAAAGGAAACCUAUUUAAAACUCGUAGUUCCUUCCCCUGAUCUACUCAAAGCAGGGAAUAAAAAUACCUCUGAAGAAUCUCUCACUUUGACCAGCGAUGGAAGAUCAAAACGGGAACAAUACAAACAGACAUUCCCAGCAGCACAGCUAAAGAAACAGGAACCAUCUAAGAACCUGAAGAAGGAUAUUGCAGCGUUGUCAAGCCCCAAACCAACAUCUAGUUCACCAGCUCAUCACAAACUCACACCCUUGGAAAACAACCAUUCUAAUCCAUUCCUGACCAAUGCACUUUUAGGUAAUCACCAACCCAAUGGAGUUAUUCAGAGCGUCAUCCAGGAGGCUCCUCUUGCACUUACUACGAAGCUGAAAGCCCAGGCCAAGAUCAAUGAAAGCGUAGCCAUUUCUAGUAGUGCCCCCCUUUCUCUGCCUGUAAACUUGAGCGCGUGUGGGAAAAAACCAAGUGGUAACCGGACCCCUGUUGUGCCCUCUACCUCUCCUGUGUUACCUGGUUCAGGAAAGGAUAAACCAGUCAGCAAUAAUGCAGUAAAUGCAGUAAAACCACAACACCGCCUUCAUUCUGCAAAGCUGGUGGUGGAGCAGUUCAGAGGGGUAGACUCAGAUGCCCCCAGCAGUAAGGACUCUGAUGACUCAAAUGAUGAAGAUGACGAUGACGAAGAUGAAGAUGAGGACGAUGAAGAUGAUGAUUCUGAUGAUAGCCAAUCAGAGUCUGACAGUAAUUCUGAAUCAGAUACAGAAGGAUCUGAGGAUGAAGAUGAUGAGGAUGAUAAAGAUCAGGAUGAAUCGGAUACAGACACUGAGGGAGAAAAAUCUCCACCGAAACGGCGUAAAACUUCACCCUCUAUGAAGAGCUCUUCCAUUGGUGUUGCGGCUCAUUCCACCCCACUCAGUCUCCAAGUAGCAAAGACCCCAAGCUCUGCGCCAGCUGCCUUAUGUCCUGAGUCCCAGCCUGCAGUUUUCCUUGGGACAGCACCGUCUGCUCUUACACCAAGUACACACUGUCUUUCAAAAAGACGACGAGUGCCAGAUGAACGGGAGCUGCGUGUUCCUCUCGAGUACGGCUGGCGAAGAGAAACCCGAAUAAGAAACGUCGAUGGUCGGUUUCAGGGAGAAGUAGCCUAUUUUGCACCUUGUGGGAAGAAGCUGCGGCAGUACCCUGAUGUUGUAAAGGAGGUGCAGUGGUGUCUGCUGAAGGAAGAGGAAGUCAUUCCCCGGAUCAGAGCAAUGCAAGGGCGCAGAGGACGACCUCCUAAUCCAGACAGACAGCAGUCUAGGGAGGAGUCAAGAGCGAGGCGACGCAAAGGCCGACCUCCGAAUGUUGGUGGCACUGAAUCUCUGGACAACACCGACGCGAAGCUUUUAAGAAAGCUCCAGGCUCAAGAGAUAGCUAGGCAGGCCGCGCAGAUAAAGCUACUGCGGAAACUCCAGAAGCAGGAGCAAGCUCGAGCUGCCAAAGAAGCGAAAAAACAGCAAGCUAUUAUGGCAGCGGAAGAAAAGCGAAAGCAGAAGGAGCAGAUAAAGAUAAUGAAGCAGCAGGAAAAAAUUAAACGAAUCCAGCAAAUCAGAAUGGAGAAAGAACUUCGAGCUCAGCAAAUUUUAGAGGCGAAAAAGAAAAAGAAGGAAGAAGCAGCAAAUGCCAAAUUAUUGGAGGCCGAAAAACGAUUAAAGGAGAGAGAGAUGCGAAGGCAGCAAGCGAUUCUGCUGAAGCACCAGGAACGAGAAAGGAGAAGACAACACAUGAUGCUUAUGAAAGCCAUUGAAGCACGUAAAAAAGCGGAGGAAAAAAAGCAAGAGAAACGCGAUGAAAAAAGGUUGAAUAAAGAGCGUAAACUGGAACAGCGGAGACUGGAAUUGGAAAUGGCCAAGGAGCUAAAGAAGCCCAAGGAAGAUAUGUGCUUAGCAGACCAGAAGCCUCUGCCUGAGUUGCCUCGCAUUCCAGGCCUUGUUCUCGAUGGAAGCUCAUUUUCAGAUUGUCUCAUGGUAGUGCAGUUCCUGCACAACUUCGGUAAAGUCCUUGGCUUCGACAUGAACGUGGAUGUCCCUUCCCUGAGCGUUCUUCAGAAGGGUUUGCUCAACCUAGGGGACAGCAUGGGAGAAGUGCAAGACUUGCUUGUGAAGCUCGUGUCUGCAGCUGUUCGUGAUCCGGGACUUGUUACAGGAUGCAAGGCUAAAACUAUUCUUGGGGAGCACUUACUGAACGUUGGUAUCAAUCGAGAUAACGUGUCCGAGAUUCUGCAGAUGUUCAUGGAGGCGCACUGUGGGCAGACCGAGCUGACGGAGAGCUUGAAGACAAAAGCUUUCCAGGCCCAUACUCCAGCUCAGAAAGCGUCGGUACUGGCUUUUCUUGUCAACGAGCUGGCGUGCAGCAGAAGCGUAGCAAGCGAAAUUGAUAAAAACAUUGAUUAUAUGUCAAACCUAAGGAGAGAUAAAUGGAUGGUCGAAGGCCAACUUCGGAAGCUUAAAAACAUUCAUGCCAAGAAGACUGGCAAAAGAGAUGCUGCAGGAGGUGCUGAUGUCGGAGAGGAGCAGCACGCCCUGGAGACGCCAGCACCAGGCCGCAAACGCAAGCGAAAGAUGGGUGACAGUGAUUUUGAUGAAGACUAUGAUGACGACAGUGACGAUCAGGCAGAUGAGGAUGAUGAGGAUGAAGAGGACAAGGAAGAUAAGAAAGGAAAGAAGGCAGAAGUCUGUGAGGAUGAGGAUGAUGGGGACCAGACAGCAAGUGUUGAAGAACUUGAGAAGCAGAUGGAAAAACUGUCAAAGCAACAGUGCCAGUACCGAAAGAAGUUAUUUGAAGCUUCGCACUGUUUGCGCUCGAUGAUGUUUGGCCAGGAUCGUUACAGGCGUCGGUUCUGGAUUCUGCCCCAGUGUGGGGGUGUGUUUGUAGAAGGCAUGGAAAGCGGGGAAGGCUUAGAAGAAAUUGCGAAAGAAAAAGAGAAGUUAGAAAAGGUAGAAAGCAUGCAAGUCAAAGAAGAAGAAUCUGAGACAGAAGAAAAAUUAGACUGUUUAAAUACAACUCACUGUGAGCAAAAGGAAGAUCUGAAAGAAACGGACAACACUAAUUUAUUUUUACAAAAGCCUGGGUCGUUCUCAAAACUGAGCAAACUGUUAGAGGUAGCAAAAAUGCCACCGGAAUCCGACGUCGUGUCCCCAAAACCGAACGGCAGCACAGCCAACGGCUGCGCGUUGUCUUACCCGGGGAACUCCCUCUGCGGUCCUCAGCCACCGGCGCCGCAGGGCACCCCCGAGAAGCCCGAUUCCAAUAAUCUCUUCAGUCCGAAUGCAAGCGGGCCAGGAAAGUUCUACGGUUCUCCCGUAGCUCCAAACGACCAGUUGCUGAAGACCCUCACUGAGAAGGACAGGCAGUGGUUCAGCCUUUUGCCGAGGACGCCCUGUGAUGACAUGUCGGUUACCAACGUAGACGCUCCAGCCACUGCGGCGUCACUUACUCCUCAGUCACAUCCGCCAUCGAAGUCGCCUUCGCCUGUUCCGUCGCCUCUGCUGGGCUCAGCCUCCGCACAGAGUCCGAUGGGAUUAAGUCCUUUUGCCCUGUCACCGCUGCAGAUGAAGACUGGACUGCCAAUGAUGGGACUUCAGUUUUGUGGAUGGCCUACGGGAGUUCUUCCUUCAAAUGUUCCGUUUUCCUCUCCGUUGCCUGCUCUCGGAUCAGGGUUGGGAUUAUCAGAAGUGAAUGGUAACUCAUUCAUGGCAUCUAGUGUUCCUGCAAGUAAAACUGAAUCACCAGCACCACAGACUGAAAAACCAGCUUCUGGCCCUUCUUCAGCAGUUGAAGUAGCCAAGCCAGUAGAUUAUCCUAACCCAAAACCCAUACCAGAAGAAAUGCAGUACGGCUGGUGGAGGAUUACUGACCCGGAGGACCUGAAAUCUUUGCUUAAAGUGCUGCAUCUCAGGGGAAUAAGAGAAAAGGCCUUACAGAAGCAAAUACAGAAACACAUGGAUUAUAUCACCCUGGCCUGCACCAAAAAUAAGGACGUUGCAAUUAUUGAUACCAAUGAAAAUGAAGAUAACCAGGUAACUCGAGAUGCUGUGGAAAACUGGUCAGUAGAAGAACAAGCAAUGGAGAUGGAUGUUGCUAUUCUUCAGCAGGUGGAAGAUCUAGAGAGGAGAGUUGCAUCAGCUAGUUUACAAGUUAAGGGCUGGCUGUGUCCUGAACCUGCAUCAGAGAGAGACGACUUGGUAUAUCGUGAACAUAAGUCAGUUACUAGAUUGCACAAGACGCAGGAUGGAGAUUUUGCUGGAGACGGAGAAGGCAAUACCAGCGCUCUAGAGCGGCAGAGUGACAACCCUCUAGAUAUAGCUGUAACCAGGCUUGCUGACUUGGAGCGGAACAUAGAGCGAAGAACCGAAGAGGACAUUGCUCCAGGGCUGAGGGUGUGGAGAAAGGCCUUGUCAGAAGCGCGCAGUGCUGCGCAGGUAGCUCUGUGCCUUCAGCAGCUGCAGAAGUCAAUAGCGUGGGAAAAAUCUAUUAUGAAAGUUUACUGCCAGAUCUGCCGAAAAGGAGACAACGAGGAACUGCUGCUCCUGUGUGACGGCUGCGACAAAGGCUGUCACACCUACUGCCACAGACCCAAGAUCACCACCAUUCCGGACGGGGACUGGUUUUGUCCUGCCUGCAUAGCGAAGGCAAGUGGUCAGACUCUAAAAAUAAAAAAGCUUAAAAUCAAACGGAAAAAAAGUCAUGAACAGAAGAGAAGCAGGAAAUCAGCAGGAGAUGCAGAGGAGGAAGACUCUGCUACUACAAGAACUUCCUUAAAAAGAGGAAAAACAGACCCUAAAAAAAGAAAAAUGGAUGAGAAUGCUUCUGUAAGCCAGCUAAAGCAAGAAAAUGUCAUUGCUGUUAAGAAACCUAAACGAGAUGACUCCAAGGACCUGGCCAUCUGCAGCAUGAUUCUCUCACAAUUGGAGACUCAAGAAGAUGCCUGGCCUUUCUUACUGCCUGUAAACUUGAAACUUGUUCCUGGUUACAAGAAGGUCAUUAAAAAGCCUAUGGACUUUUCCACCAUUAAAGACAAGCUAAGCAGUGGACAGUACCCAAAUCGUGAAGCGUUUUCGCUUGACAUCGGGCUUGUUUUUGACAACUGCGAAACCUUCAACGAAGACGAUUCCGACGUCGGCAGGGCUGGCCACAGCAUGCGGAAGUACUUCAAAAAGAAAUGGACAGAGGUGUUUCAGGAGAGCUGAAGUUCCUGAGCUCUCUUCUUUUGUUGUUCUUCUGUUUUAUCUUGGUUUUCAUUAAAGGACUCUUUGAGACCAGCCACGUGAACUGUAUUUCCAUGACGGUGCAAGGCACACGCGUAACUGAUGACUGUGUUUUCCUUUAUCACACCCUUGUGAUACUCGUGCGAACGGCUUCACUCCUACAGCAGCCAUGGCCCCUUGGUUCUUGGUUUGUGUGUUUUAGCAGAUGAAUUUAGGUAGAACAGGGAAGCACACCCAAAGAAUUUCAAGGAAAGGGGUGUUCUAGUGCAAUAGCAAUUUAAAAUAUAUCAAAACGCACUGAAUAUUCAACCACCAGAGCUCUACUUGGGGAAAUGGUUCUCUUUUCCCUUUCAAUAAAUAUCUAUUUUUCAUUUUUUUUACUUUGUAGUUUAUUUUUUAGUGAAUGUAUUUAAUUUUAUGAAUUAUUUAUGAUUAUACAGCAUUCAGAAUCUUCGUUUUCUGUGAAAAGGAAGAAUUAGAAAAUCGCUUUAAAUCUUGAAAAUACAACAAGGAAUGUUUUAAAAUAUAAAACAAAGCCAAGUAAAACUGUUUACACUGUUGUGCUGUAAAAGCACUGAAAAUUGAACUUUACUGUAGAGUUACAAGUACAUUUAUAUAUAUGUUGCUGCAUCACUUGUGUAGUUAAAUUGUAUUUCAAGGCAGUGAAGAGAAGGUGAGACCUGUACAUACUGUUCAUUAUUGUUUAUAUUAAGUCUUGUUUUAAAUAUGUAUGAUGUGUACAUAUUGUUUGCAGACAUUAUUGUUUAUGCCUUAGGAGGACGGUAGCAUUUUAUUUUGGUCUGAAGGUAAUGACAGCUCUAUGGCUUGUACAGUAAUUAUCCUCUACCAACACUGUGGAGUCUCCUUAAUCUUGGUAGUGCCUGCCUUUCGAACAGGGUGUAGGGGAUAUUAGUUUUCCAUUUUUCUAUUUUGUUAUAUAAUUUCAAGCCACCACGGCCUCAAAUUGAAGUAUAAUCGUUUGUAUCCACGUGGAAUAAAGUUGUGGCAGUUUCCUACACACACAGUAUUUUUUCAUAGAAACAUUUCCCUCAUUUCCUUGCCACAGGACUGACAGAAAUGACAUUUGUAACCACUGUGUUUUACCUGCUGUGUGUUGUGGUGGCCUCUUGGGGCAGAUAGGUCGGGUUUUUUUGUACCGAUGUAAGAGUACUUGAAGUUUUAUUUAAAAGAAAUGUUGUGGAAAGGUAGCAUUCUUUUCCUUUUCCUUUUUUAUGAGUGUUAUUUUUCACUAGUAUGUGUGGCACGGAUACAAUAAAAGGACUGUUUUGCAAAC